AUGGGCGACAAAGCAAUUCCUGAUCGCGCCUCCACCACCACCAGUCCUUUCCCCUUCUUCCCCAACUUUCACCUCGACUUCCCUAAUCCGUUUCGCCGGGAGACCCAACAACCCCGCCGCCAAAUCGUCGCCUCCGAUGACCCUACACCGGCCGCCGCCGCCGACAAACCUGAUGCAGUCAAGUUUGCGGAACAACGCAAACCUUCCUCGACUGCUCCUCCUCUUCAGCUGGAAGUCGACGAGCCUUCUCAUCCCCUGCUCACUUAUUCGGUCUAUGCACUCGGAGGGUUCAUCGUUCUGAAGUGGACCGGCAGCUUCAACCAAUUCCGCUCCGCCAUGGAGUUCUUCCACAAGGCCAAAGUCGUCCGCCUCCGCAGCCACCACGACAAGUACCUCCUCGCCGACGACAACGAGGAAUCCGUCCUGCAGGACUGA
Molecule: messenger RNA, 435 nt
Organism: Linum tenue
Lineage: Eukaryota; Viridiplantae; Streptophyta; Magnoliopsida; Malpighiales; Linaceae
Source: the annotation of a GenBank genome assembly